This is a messenger RNA of Paralichthys olivaceus (Japanese flounder), 406 nucleotides long. NCBI's taxonomy places the organism in Eukaryota, Metazoa, Chordata, Actinopteri, Pleuronectiformes, Paralichthyidae. The record is from RefSeq and is a predicted model, not a curated record.
AGCUUGUCUCCGUGGGUCGGCCUGAGGAAGAUCAACGUGUCGUACUGGGGCUGGGAGGACGCGUCGCCCUUCACCAACACCAGCCUGCGCUGGUCACCCGGCGAACCCAGCGACUCGGGCUUCUGCGCCUACCUGGAGCGGCCGCUGGUGGCCGGACUCAAAGCCAACCCCUGCACUGCCACCACGGACGGGCUGAUCUGUGAGAAACCUGCGGGGACUCCUCAGAGUCCGAGCGCUCGUCCCUGCAAGACUCCCUGCGCUCUGCGGUCCAGCUGCUCUAACUGCACCAGCCAGGCCAUGGAGUGCAUGUGGUGCAGCAGCGCUCAUCGCUGCGUCGACUCCUCGGCCUACGUCAUCUCCUUCCCUUACGGGCAGUGUCUGGAGUGGCAGACUCAGGACUGCACAG